UACGUUAUAUUACGAUGAUCUUGUUUUUUUACCAUUAUUUUGUCUGAUUUUAUUCCAGAAAUGGCUGAGCAAACAUUUUUACGCAGCGCUAUCAGUGAAGUGUUGCCCGAUCUUGCAGAGGCUUCAAAAGACAUUCUCGAAGAGACUUUACAGUCAAUUGGAGUAGAAACGUAUGAUGACUUCCAGUUCAUUGUUGAGGAAGACUUGCUGUCAGCAUUAAGACCAAUUCAAGCCAGAAAGGCACUUGCUGCUUGGAAAUUCAGAAGCCAGACCCCUGAAACCAGCAGGUCCUCAAGUAAUGCAUCACCAGAUACUCCUCCAUCACAGCCGUCUUUGUCCCCGCUAAGUGUGUCAUCAAACUCCUCCAGCAGCAACCAGACAUCUGCAGCAGACUGGAUGGACACCUUUGAGAUACCAUGGGAAAAGUUCUCAGAAGAACUGAUGCAGGCAUUAGAGAGAGGUAAACGGCCAAGUCCAAAAAUGAGGAAGGAGAUGGUCAGGAUUGUGGUGUCUGAAAUGAUGCGAAAAAGUUCUUACUUGGGUAAAAGGAGUUCUACAGAGGUUGCAAAGAAGAUGGUGGCAAAAUAUCCAAAAUCUCUACAAGAUGUUAUCGAUGGAGAUGUCAUUGGCCCUGGCUAUCAUUCACUCGUCAAACAACUUCAAUAUCGAAUUGAGAACGUGAAGCGAUCUACAAUGCCUAAAAUAAGAAAGCGAAAGCGCUGCUCUGAAAACUCUGACACAAAUGAAAUUCCUCAGGAACAGAGAGCUGCAAUUCAGGACACCUAUGGGUGUAUCAACUGGAAUGUAAAAUUCCUUCCUCUUGGAGAAACUGCUGAAAGUCAGCAACAGAAGAAGGACAAGCUCAAGAUGAUGUCUCUGCAGAAGGAGGCCAAUCCUGAGGAGAUGAAACAAUUACUGAGGACAACUUUCUACUCACAGCGCAAAGAUAUUAACCAGGGGAAAAGCAUUCAAGAUGUCUUGGAAGCCUGGCCUGUUUUAUUUCAUGACAUUGGGAUGGCUGUACACUACAAGGGACUUACUGGACUUGGAUUGAAGGAAACCUUCAUGAAGAACAUGGAUAUGAAGGGGAAAAGACUGCUGAGCUACAUGAACACUGUUUGUGUGAACAAAAACAAAAGGUUUUUCCAGGCUCAGACAAAGUUGAAGAUGUUAAAGGGAGAACUGGACGGUUACUCUGAAGAUGUUAAAGAGCUGAUGCUCCUACUUCUCUGCUACUUCAAUGAAAAUGAAGAAGCAAUGUUCUUCUGUGUGGAGGACACAUGCCUAGCUGAAGAAGUACAGAUGGAGAAUGUCUCCUUGACUCCCACUAUCAUUGUGUGUGGUCAAUCCUGCUUCCAUGCUAAACGAUUCAUGCUGAGUGUGGAUCAACAGAUUGGAAACAACAACAUCUCCUGUUUUAUUUCUGCCCUCUGCAUGAUGUUUGGGAGCUAUUAUUGUUUUAACAUACAUUAUCCAUCGGGGCUGGCGUCUACACUGGAGUUUCUGCAGAGGUGUUUCUUCUCAAUCAACCCAGACAAGGGCAGUAAGGUGGAAGAAACCCGUAAACCCAGACUGCAUGUGAACCCCCGUGUACUCACCUUGAUCCAGGAACUUUCGGAUUAUGAGUGGCGUGAUGUUUGAGAAAGGACUAAAGUCAGUGAGUUAUCAAGACAGUGUUUAAUCUUAACAGAGCUGAAUAGAUUUGUAAAUGUAUGUUGCAUCUCACACCGUGUCUGCUGAAGUUAAAAAAGUUGAAAAGAUAUAUUUAAAUUUGUUCAGUGGCUGAAUUUUGCACCAUGUCAGAAAGGACAAAUGAUAAUUUCAUUGAAAAUAUGUUUUCAAUUAAAAUGUUGUUGCAGGUCUCGGGUGGAGGGACAGGCAAACAGAUGCAAAUAACCUGUUUUAACAGGAAAAGAACAAAUGAGCCACAGGAGACGGUGUUGCUGUGCUGGUAGCUCUCAUCCGAAUUUAAUCCAGAUUAUAACAAAAUUGUGACUAUACAUUCACACUUCCACUAGUUCCUCUAUAACACAACACCAGCUUAUUACUAUAUCAGGAAUUGUAAAUAAAUGCACAUUACAGACGGCUAUAUAAAACAUACGCAUUCUUCGCGUACCAUCUGAAGAAAUACUCCGAGCAGCUAACCGAGAGCUUAUUAGCAAACCGCAUAAUGACGACAUAAAAUAACACAAACCAAAUACACAGGGGACCAACGUCACGACACUUAGUGGAACGACUAUGUCUAUUACAUAACAGUUUUCAGUUUAGACCCGAACCUGUUUUAACAGGAAAAGAACAAAUGAGCCACAGGAGACGGUGUUGCUGUGCUGGUAGCUCUCAUCCGAAUGGAAGGGAGCUUCCUCGACACCGCAAUGGACCUUACCAGAGGGGCCGCUUUUCAUUGGCUGAUGCUCAUUCUACGUGGUCACGU
Messenger RNA from Gambusia affinis (western mosquitofish), 2431 nucleotides. RefSeq lists its product as uncharacterized. The transcript has 4 exons. The record is from RefSeq and is a predicted model, not a curated record. The coding region runs from base 61 to 1641 and encodes 526 amino acids. Lineage: Eukaryota; Metazoa; Chordata; Actinopteri; Cyprinodontiformes; Poeciliidae.